Molecule: messenger RNA, 4221 nt
Organism: Drosophila serrata
Lineage: Eukaryota; Metazoa; Arthropoda; Insecta; Diptera; Drosophilidae
Gene: ebo
Product: exportin ellipsoid body open
Biological process (GO): protein export from nucleus
Molecular function (GO): small GTPase binding; nuclear export signal receptor activity
Source: RefSeq, a predicted model, not a curated record
AAGCUAACAUUCUGUUCUGAAGUCAUUCAAAAUUUUAGAGCAAGUUUUUUUAAAUUUGAACUAUCGAUAGAUCGAUAGGCUUUCCUUCUGCAGUCUGUGCUGGCUAACACCGCGACGUUGCGCUGCCAGAGUUGCCAGGCCGUCCGCUGCAGAGUUUCAGAGAUUCAGACUAAAUUUUUUUUUGGCCACCUUCGUGUACACACAAAGAAAAACAUGAAAUUGCCAGCGACCAGCUGCUGACGCAAAGUGAAACCAGAACGGGAGGACAGCCAGCCCAGGAAGAGCUGCAGCUGCUGCGGCGCACACACACGCCCCACACACGGCACGGCACGCCACACACACAUCCAUCCAUCCCAGCCAGCGGACGAGCGAGCGAACAGCCAGGGGGGAAAAUGCACGCCGCAUCCAUGACGACGGUGGAGGGACUGCUGCAGGAGUUCUACCAGCCCUCCACAUCGAAUGCCCGCAAGCGCGAGAUCGAGACGAAUCUGCUGGCCUUUAAGUCGCAGCCGGAGGCGUGGCAGCUGUGCCUGCGCGUGGCCACCGCGCCGGAGGGCACAGAGAAUCAGUUCCUUUGGUUCUUCAGCACCUCGACGCUGGAGCACACAAUCACCCGGCGAUGGACACAGCUGAAUGCGGCGGAUAAGACAUUGUUGCGCGAGGCACUGUGGAACACAUAUGCCCAGCUGGGGGCACCGGGAGCGGCCAGGCGGCACCGGGAUACGCUGGCGCAGCUGAUAGCGUUGAUGGGGAAACGAGAGUUCCCUGAGCAGGAUCCCAAUUACAUGCAGCACUGCAUGGAGCUGACCAAAACACGCUUCCAGCUGGGCAUCAAUCUGCUGCGCGUCACCUCCGAGGAGGUGGUAAGCAAUCGCGGCGAUUUGACCACCGAAUGGAAGCAGUACUUCUACUCCUGCAUCUCCAUGUGUAUACCCGAUGUGAUGGACCUGGUCACCAAGUAUCUACUAAUCGCCGUGUGUCACAUCAAUGGCAAAGACAUCCAAGCGACCAUACCAAACACACUCAUGGACUUUAGUCUAACCUCAGCGCUGCCAAAUGACAAUCACCUAAGUUCCUCCAUUUUGGAGCUGCUCGGCUGUGUGCAGCACUUGGUCUCCUGGAUUCGGACUGAACUGAUCUCGGAGUACUUCCUCAUGAGCAUACUCGACCUCUCCCAAUGGCGUCCUGCCCACGAGCCCAUCUCCCUGGCCGCCCUGUCGGUUCUGAAUGAACUCCUCUACCUGCAGAAGCCGCUGCCCUAUGCGGGCACGCUAAUGGGUGGCGUCAGCAGUCUCCUGGAGCAGCACAAUAACAAUCGACGGCAGAGCGAAAUGUAUAGCGACAAGUUCCGGGAGCUGUUGCGUCUCUAUACCACCAAGUAUGCCGGCAAGUUGAUGCAGGAGCCGGAGCUGCUCGAGACCUUUCUCAACCUGCUCUACGGCUGCACCACGGAAUUGCACGGCGCCUUGGACUUCACGGAGAAGCUUGAGAUAUGGACGCCCAUCAUCAAGGGCAUUGCCCAGCAGCCGGCCAAAGUGGCGCGCUUCAACCAGGUGCUCACCCAGCUGGUGGACGAGAUCAUGCGGCGUACGCAGUUCGAGGCCAACAAGCCCGAGCUGGAGGUGCUGGACAAUGAGCUGAUGGAGGAUGAUACCUCCGCCACCGAGUGGCAGCAGUUCCUGGACCAAUGCUUCGAGUCCCUGGCCCUGCUGGCUAGUACCCGUGGUGCCCACGUGGUUUUCGCACAAGUCUUCGCCCACUGGUCGAGGCCGCAGAUGUAUUUGAUGUCGCUGGAGCACGCUUUGGACCAUGGCAGUAGUCGCAGCUACGAGGCGGCCCGCAAGCUCAAAACGGCCAAUGUGGGUGAGAUAUUGCGAGACUUUGCCACCGUCUGCCAGGCGGUGGUGCGUCUGGCGCCGCUAAUGGACACUGCCACGGCAGCGCCGGCCGUGGCCGAUGAGAUGGAGUGCCAGCUGCAGAUGCUGUCCGACAGUCUGCUGCAGACGCUGCAGCUGUUGGCGAGCAAUCGCCUGCAGGGCGGCAAUGAGAUGGACAAGGCCACGUUCCAGAUGGACCUGGACAACCUGUAUGCUCAAGUCCUGCUGGCCAUGCGCAGCAUCUUCCCGCUCUCGAAGGCCAUGGUGGGCGAGGAGCUGUUGCAUAGACUGUUCGCCAUACUGGGCAGCAUCUUCGCCUGCAGCGGCUCUCUGGCCGCCGUCUCGCCCAUCGUCCAGCAAGCGGCCAGCGAGCUGCUGCUCUUCAUCUCGACUGUGAUACGGCCCAAGUGCCUGCUGGAGAUCCCGCAGAUCCAGAGCCUGUUGCAGGCGGGCUCCCGCCUUGGCGCCCAGCUGCCUCGUCAGGUGUGCAUCAAUGUGCACAUUGCGCUGGUCAGCUACAUGGUGUUGCCGUGGAAGUGUGUGCCCGAGCAGCAGCAGGACUAUCAGCGCCGACUCUGGAUGCUGCGUGAGUACAUCCAGGGGCUGGCGCAGAACUUCCUGGAUCUGGAUGUGGGUCAGGCUAAUGAGAGCAAGGUGGCGGCCACCACGCUGAGUCUGCUGGGCACCUUUACGGCGCUAAUCGAGUACUUCAAGGCAACUGGAGGCAAUGCCAAGGACAUGCUCGCCAGCACCUUCAAGCCCAUUUUGACCAAGGCUUUGAUGAUCUUCAAUAGCUUCGGACUCAGCAGCAUAGCCAUGGCCAUUACGGUGGCCGAAUUCAGUCUCAGCAUGCUCCGAACGUUGCCCACGCAUCUGGGCGGUCAGUUCAUCAAGGAGAUGAUCACGCUGUUCAUCAAUGUCAGCAGCAGGGAGCAGCUUACCCUCAGCCGACUUGCCGUCAUGGAGAAGGUGCUGCAGAUGUUCAAGCUGAUUGUGGAGCAGCCGGGCAGUGCCUCCCUCGGCCUGCUGCCCUCCAUUCUGGACUUUGGCACUCAGCAGAUUCUGCCGCUGCUGCAGCAGCAGAAUACGGCGACGGAUAACAGCGAGAUAACCAGCCUUUUGUAUGCCCUCUUCGACAGUGUACUAACAUGCAAGUGGCAGUUCUUCUACAAGAACCAACUCUCCAACGGCCACACCGGCGCCGCCGGCGGCAACUUCAACUGCAGCGACAACCUGCAUCCUGCUCACUUUAUGGCCAUUCUGAAUGCCUAUGGCCAGAUGCUGGUCAGCGGCACUGAUCCGAGCAACGUGCGCAGCGUUCUCCUCUCCAUGCAGAAUGUGAACGAGCGCAGCCGGCUGUAUCAGCGGGCGCUGUUCAAGGAGCAGCUGCUGGCCUCCUUCCAACGGGCCCUGCUCAAUCUGCUGCUGAGCGGUGAGGGCGGGCUGCACUUCGAUAUGAUUGCCCAGGCACUGUAUGCGAUGGGCCAAGUGGAUCGACGGCAGCUGCUCGAAAGCUUGGCGCAGGCCUCGCUGCCAGUGGCCCAGACGGCGCUGGAGGAGAUCUGCCAGACAAGUGACAUUCCAACGUUCACGCAGAAGCUCACGCAGCUCAUGCAGGACGCCCACUGUGCGCAUCUCAAUGAGACGGCGUAGGAACCCGGAUGGAAUUCCAGUAACCCAACCUCCAAGCUAAGCCCCAGUCCCAUAUCUUUCUCCCCUUAUCGUUCGACAUUGUGACGUGUGUAAAGUGCUUACAUGUAAAUACCUUUUUGUUUGUUUUAUGUACUUUGUACGCGUGCGCCUUCCUAUUGUAUGCCAUAUAUACUUGGUGACUAUGUGUGUCAUUGUUCCACUGUCCCUUGUCCCCUGUCCAGAUCCUCGACACAUUGCGUUUUGUUCCUUGCUCCCUCUCCCCAUCAAGUGUACAUCAAGUGCGUGCCUGUGUUCUUUUCAUUCAUUCGAUAAAGCUAAAAGACAUUGUUAGUUCGUAGUUGCGAAAAGAAAGAUAAACCACAUAAGUUGGAACGUAUUAUACGUAUUCGGAAACAUAAAUCCUUACUUUUAUUAAACAUUACAUAACGUUCACGCUUCGCGAAUCGAUAAAAGUCAUACCCAUAUAUCUACUUAGCGUCUAAAACAUAUAUACGCAUAAAUUAAUUAGCAUAUAUCCAUAUGUAAAUCAGUUACGUUGUAAGCGAAAAGUAUAUUGAGUAAAUGCCAUACAUUCAUGUAAUUUAUUCUGCGAAAAAGAACAUCGAUUCAAUUUUGUUGCUAUGAUUUGAAUUCGAAUUGCUUAAGUCCCUUCAAUCAGAAACUCAAUAAAAACUAUUUUUACCAAUUUUAA